Molecule: messenger RNA, 6599 nt
Organism: Alligator mississippiensis (American alligator)
Lineage: Eukaryota; Metazoa; Chordata; Crocodylia; Alligatoridae
Gene: GUCA1A
Product: guanylate cyclase activator 1A
Exons: 4
Coding region: 2626-3222 (198 amino acids)
Biological process (GO): positive regulation of guanylate cyclase activity; visual perception
Cellular component (GO): photoreceptor inner segment; cone photoreceptor outer segment
Molecular function (GO): calcium ion binding; calcium sensitive guanylate cyclase activator activity
Source: RefSeq, a predicted model, not a curated record
CCUGCUGUUAGGUUUGCCACCAGCUGGUGAUUUCAGUGAAACAUCUUGUGGUUACAACCGGUGUCUAUCAUAGCGUGGCAGUGGCAUGGCGGUCAAAGGACGGGUUAUUAGGCUGAGUCAUGUUGUUCACCAAGAAAUGCGCUCGGUCUCCCAGAAUUGCAUUGCCUGGAGUGUCAUACUAUCUUUGAUAUAAGGAAACACAUUUGUCGUAUCCUUAUUUCUGGGAAUGCCUUCAAUCAAGGCAUUUGAGACUGGAAGGGCAAUAAACUCCCAUAGCCAUGCCCCAAGGAGCACUGGGCUCAGCAUAAAACCUGGGAUAGAUUUUCCUAGGAGCUGGUUUCUGUAGCUGUUCCACUGUCCUGGUCAGAGCCUGGAAAGCAGAGUGCCCCUUCGUGUACUAGGCUCUGCAGAGAUGUACGCAGCAAGUCAAAAGGCCGCUUUUGUGCAUGCCUUACAAAUGGAGCUGGGUACUAAAAAUGGAGCAUCUGCAGUGAGACCUGGAGUACAGGAUAAAAACCUCUCACACUGCACAGGGCAAACAGGGUAAUUUUCUAAUACUUUGAAGAUUCAAAUGCACUGGCAAAAGGCACAACUAUGCCAAUUAUUCUGUGCCUUUUGCAGCAGUGCAAGAAAAGGGGAUUCCCUCCUGCUCCAAACAGAGAAUACCUCAUUGGUGCAUGGUCCAAAAGUUCCCCCAUUUUUGUAGUUUGACUCAAUUAUUAACAGAAACAAGAGUUAUGCAGCUUGGCUCUUCCUAGGCUUUACCUGGAGGGACCCUGGUGUCCCAGCCCCUCCUUUCCUGUGGCUAAAGGGUCAUCGUGCACUCUGUGCCGUGGUAAAAUUAACAAACCACACCUGCUAUUACAAGACAGGAGAAAUGGGCAAACUGUAGGGUUCAGACUUGUGCUAUCAGAGCAGGGCGAUGAACAAAUGCUGCCAACCUUUUAGAUGCACCUUUCGUCCAAGGAUUUUAAAGCACUUUUUGUGCCCCAAUUGAUUUAAACUCCUGUGAGGUUAGGGAGUGUCACGGCCUGGCUCUGUGCUGCAGGGGAGCCGAGGCCCAAAGGAGUGGUAUUCUCUGCUUUGCUACUGGAUUGCCUUUCCAGCACUGCAUUUCACUGUUCAGAAAGCUCAGGAAAUGCUUCCGCUCGGCCGGCAGGGAAGGAGUGUCCAGGUUAAUGCUUCAGUGUUUGCAGGGCUCACUACCCUCCUCAGACAAGGGCAGGUCUGAGAACCAAUGCACAUUUACCAUUGGGCUCACACAGACGCCUUACCAACAUCUGAGAUGGGUUCCUGGUCUGGAGGUUCCCAUUUCCCCUGUCAGGAUCCUGCACGGAUCUGAAUUUAGUGCAUAAACCAAAGAUACAGAAGCCACCACCUUGAUAAGCACCUUGAGAAGCAGGGAGUCUGUAUGUGCCAAAUGCAUCCAAAUGCUGGAUUAGUGUGUCCUGUUUAAUCCCCGAGAUCUAUUUUCAUGUCAAACUCACCCUGCUGUAAUUCCACCUGUUUAUUUUAGCAGAUAGCCCUGAUUUGCAUCAGGGGGAAAGCAGCCCUAACUCUGUCCUGUGUCGAGAACAGGCUGACUGCAUUCGGGAUCUUGAGCACAACCCCCUUUUAUGCUGCUGCAGUCCUAAAGCAGCGCUGCUUCAUUCAAGCUGGGGCAGGGGACUCAGCUCUUCACCUUUCCUUCAGAUCUAUUUAUUUUCAGUCCUCCUGUGAUUGCUGCAUCUCAGACCUGACGACACCGUCAGACCUUGUCUUUAUUCACACGAGGGCCUUUUGCCAGUGCUGCAGAGCAGAUGAGAACCGGGGCUAGAUGCUGAUGUGCACUGUUACAGCACUGUUGAAGUCGACAGCGCUGACAGAUGUCAGCGGCAGCUGAUACACUCCCGAGGCAUCCUGCCUGUUCUCGGGGCUAGCUGGUAUUGGCAGCAAUUCUCUUUUCCUGAUCUUGUCCCAGCACAUCCAAAUCUGAAUCGUUUCUCCCUCUCCCUGACUUUUCAGGUGAAAAUUAUUGACCGGUACUGAAAUUCUCCUUCAGCCAUAGUGGGCUUCUAGGGAAGAUGAAACAAGGCAGUAAUAGCCAAGGGGCUUCUGAGUCUGUUACUAGCUCCUCUCGGUUUGAUUUUAGUGCAAGAGUUGUCACUCAAAUGGUCUGGCACCACGUCAGAACUGAAGUGGAUUAGGUGAUUACACCAACUUGGAGCAAAUCCUUCGGUCGUAAUCUCCUGCUGGGGCUGUAAUCUGAAAGACUCUUCUACAUUUUACUUCUUUUCUAUUUUCGCCCUGAACUCCUGAUGCCCCUGCUGGGUUUCCACUGCUGACCCACCCCUUAUUGGCCCGAGAAGGAUUUGCUGGGUACUUAAGUACCAGGUUUGAGAGGGUUGUGCAAUUUAAAAUUGUCCCCAGGCAAGUGCCUGAUGGCGCUCUGUGACCCAUGACACUGAACUGGAAAGAUCUGCGGGCUUAGGUGGUUUGCUUCCCUUUAUACAUUAUAAAUCUCACAGUAUUGGCUCUUCUCGACAUUGAAAGACAGAAAGCAGAAGUUUUUUGGGGAAAAAAGGAACAUUAGAAGGAGACGGCUGCUACUUUCCCGAAGAAGCACAACAGUCUCGGUUCGUGGAAAUGGGGAACAUGGAUGGGAAAUCAGUAGAAGAACUGAGUGCCACCGAGUGCCACCAGUGGUAUAAGAAGUUCAUGACGGAGUGUCCCUCAGGCCAGCUUACCCUGCAUGAGUUCAAGCAGUUUUUUGGCUUGAAAAACCUGAGCCCAGCAUCCAAUGAGUACAUGGAACAAAUGUUUGAGACUUUUGACUUCAAUAAGGACGGCUACAUCGACUUUAUGGAGUACGUGGCGGCUCUGAGCCUGGUUCUGAAGGGCAAAGUGGAACAGAAGCUGAGGUGGUAUUUCAAACUCUAUGAUGUGGAUGGGAAUGGCUGCAUUGACAGGGGAGAAUUAUUAAAUAUCAUCAAGGCUAUUCGAGCCAUUAACCGAUGUAACGAAUCCAUGUCAGCCGAGGAAUUCACAGACAUGGUGUUCGACAAAAUUGAUAUCAACGGAGACGGCGAGCUCUCUCUGGAGGAGUUCAUGGAGGGCGUGCAGAAGGACGAGCUGCUGCUCAACAUCCUCACCCGCAGCCUGGACCUGACACACAUCGUCCGGAUGAUCCAGAACGACGGGAAGAACCCGAACAGCCCAGAGGCAGAGGAGGCGGCUGAAUAGACUUUUUAAAAUGGAUUUUUUUCCUUAACUUUCAUUAAAAACCCUUGGGGUGGGGAAAUGGGUGAGCUGUCCCCACGCUAGCAUGAUAAGAGCAUCGCCCUAGCAGGGUAAUCACAAGCUCCUCUAAAAGGUCAUACCUGCCAGGUCCCCGGUGAAUUGUGAGGCCAACGUGGACCAGCCAUGAGGAGACCCUCUGGGCUGGGUGAGUGCUGCCAGGGAGCAGAGGUGUUGAUGAUGAUGAUAAAGACUCAUAUGGUGGAAGCACAAGGGCCAGAAAGCCAGCAACAGGUAGAAGGGUCAAUGUGAAUAAGGCCUUGGGCACUGGAAGGAGGGCUGUAAGGGCAGUCAUAGAUGAUACGGUCAACCGUCUGAGCUUGAGUACCACAGCUUCGCUUCAGCCAGUGUUGUUGGAGAGGUCCCCAGAGUGCAUGCUUGCUUUAAACCAUCCCACACCUGUUCUGAGAUGGUUCGGAGCAGUCCAGGCCCUGCGGGACAGCUGCCAACCCAAAGGGAGGAUAUUGGGGAUGAAGUUCUUUAUCUGCAGUUCUCGUGCAGCAUGUUUCCUGCUUGACGGAUGGGAAGUCCAUGCUGUAGGUGACAUGCCAUCUGCAGAUUCAAUGAGCUUAUUGGCCUGAGUGGAGAAUGGGCUCCAAGACUUUAGGUGGUUGUUGGUUUUCUGGCUUGCAGGUACUAGGCUGGAGUGCAAAGAAUGGCCUGGAUCUUGGGCUAUGAUGCCUACGUAGCAGCUUGUCUCUGGACGUUGGGGAGAGGACUGGUAAGCAGUCAACUGGGGUUGGGAUAGGGCAUGCAGUAAUGGUCCUCAUGAUGGUCCAAGGAGGCUCUGGACAGGGAGGAGCUGCUGAGGUGGCUCACGACCAUACAGCCAAGCAGUACCAAGACCCAGCUCCAAGGAGGAUUUCCAAACGGUGCCACAAUCACCCCUUGUUAGCUGGGUGCCUCUGUACGUUGCUGUUGCUGCUGCCUAGGGAGAGUAGGGAUGAUCGCUGCGUGCUCCAGAGGAAGCACUGCUGAGAAAGGUCUCCCUGGUGCUGCCAGGGAGCACAAGCCCCUUCUGAUUAGGGCAGUGAUGGGAAAGUCCUGUGCGGCUUUUGGGUGUCACACUGGAGCCCACCACAAUUUAGACUGUACUACAAAGUCCACAGCUGUGCAAGGUGUGCACACUUACAGCAUAGGGUGGGAUGAUCUAGUUAGGGCUGGUCCUGCUUGGAGCAGGGGUUUGGACUAGAUGUGACCUCCUGAGGUCCUUUCCAACACUCACCUUCUGUGAUUUCAGCCACAGAGGAAUCAACGCUGAAAGGAUGGGGGUUCUGGGCAGGGACAAAAAGAACCUCCAAUCUAAUCUCCUUUUCUCUGACCCAUGGCAACUCCCAGAAAGGAGCAGGCCCCUGAAAGGCAGGACCACAGCACCUGGGACUGUGAUCUGCAUCUUCUCCUUCCACAUGCAUUUCAGGGCAGCCCUGAGGUUUGCUCUGUCUGCAGAUUAAAUCAGUGAUUGUGGUCAGUCAUGCUUUUGCUUAUUAGUCAUAAUGCAUUAGGACUGUAUUUAAACUAAAAGUUGAUGCAAGGUAAGAAUAAUUAUCAUCAUCUCAGAAAUGAGAGAGAGAGAGUGUUGACUGCAGCAACAUUUUGUCUUUCUUUAAAAACAUGAAGAAUGUAAUAGUGCCUUUUUCCUGAUGUUGGAACUAGCUAAAGCUCUGUGUGGCCCUGGUUCUUCAAGACAGAUCUGCAAGGCAGCAAUGACAAUGACUUGAAAGGUAACAGCUUCAUAGAUGUCUGUAGGAAUACUCCUGUGCUGCAGUCAGGCAUCUGUACACAAAGAGCUUCCCUGAAUUGCAUACAGAUGAUUUUUUGUGGAAUUCUUAUCUAUUGAUACCUGUUGCCCACAUUUUGGUCUCAGUUACACUGAUGUGAAUCCAGAAUAACUCUCAUAAAUGGCCCAUCUGAUUAAGAACAACAGCAACUGCUGUUAGAAACACCAUUGUAGGAGGAAAGGAUUUUUUUUCUAAGUUGUGGACUGUGUUAAUAUUUCUUUCUGGCAUCUCCAGGGAGAUGCAUUUGGGUCAGCCUGGGCACAACAUAAGACUUGGCAAAUAUACAGCUGCAGAAGAGAAGGAAAACUUCUCUCAAAGAAACUGAGGACUGUAUGUGGCCUAUAUUUUCCAGGUGCUGAAUAUGUAUCUUUGACCAACUGGUUGGCCAAGCCUUUUAUUUUUUCUUAUAACUGCUUCUUGUGCCUAGACUGAGUAUAGGAAUCUGUAAGUACAUUAGGCUGCCCCUUUGCCUGCCAGAACCUGAAAUUUCCUUCCCUUUUGUAAUGCAGGUGCCUGAGAUUUGGGGAUAAGUAGACCCCAAGGGAGCUGUGGGUCCUCAGUUCCUCUGACAACCAGACCAUGCUAGUUCUGUGUCUUUGCCAGCUCAAAAUGAAGAAGGCUGGAUAAUGCAACUGAGUUGUAUCUUUAACCCCAGGCUUCUCCCCUCCUGUCCCUAAGAAGAGUCAGGAGUGUUCAUUCUUGCUGAUGCCAGUUUUUAGUAUCUUAUUUGCUUAGGAUUAGCUGUCUGCUCCCUGGGAAUGGAACAAAACUGCCCGUCUCACCUUCCACAUGGAGCACAGACCGCUAAUUUCCGCGUGAGGUUCAGGUACCAAGCCCCCAGCCCAGUGGAUGUGGAGGGUGAUCCUGGUUUCCUGCUUUUCAUUUCUUUUCCCAGCCCAGGUUACCUAUUCCCAUAGCGAGUGCAUUGCUGAAAGGCAGUUUAAAUCACUCAUACGGGAUAUGAAGUACCACAGUCGUAUUCCCACACUCCCUGUAGCAAGAACUUGUUUUCAAUGAAACAUUGAGGUGCAAUUCAAAGGACCAAGUGCGAUGCCCAGGCCACAAACAUCAGAACAUGGUCCUUGAGUCCUGAGUCCAGCCCCUUAGGGCUAGCAGCAGUGUAAAUCAGUGCUAGUUAACCAAUAUCAUGGGCACUUUCCUGGUGCUGCCAGAACAGGUGUAUCAUCUUGGCUGCACCCAGUACUCACCAGACGCACAAGAAAAGUUGCAUAAUUAAUGGUUAAUCAGCACUUCCAACCUAAGCAACUGAAUGACAGUGGUGACUGAUUAGUAACUGCCCAUCCCCAUCUGUUACGUGCUCUUGGGGUGGAAGGUUUCUUCUCUGAACAGAGCAACAGAUGCACAAGCGAUUAGGUGGGCCACGGAGCUUACUACCUAGCAUGAGAGGUUUACAGCGUAUAAGCAGUUUUCGAAAUGUGCGGCUGUUAUGUCUGCUCCACGUGAUUGCCUUGGACCAAGCUAAGGGUCAUGCUUUGGAGCCUGCAGUGUAUGUGAAGAGCCAAUAAAAAGGGGAUGUUUUACAGA